UUCCAGGAAGUUCUUCCUCGCAGAGCCGCAAGAGCGUGACUACACGUUUAACUGCCCUUUCAUGAAACUGUGUUAAGUUAUAUUUGUAUCCCUUGAAAUCAAUUAAAUCUAAACAUGGGGGAUGAUGAAGAAAAGUAUGAUGGGAUGCUGCUUGUUAUGGCACAACAACACGAAGGAGGAGUGCAAGAGCUGGUGAACACCUUCUUCAGUUUCCUCAGGCGCAAAACCGAUUUCUUCACUGGUGGAGAGCAUGGCGCUCCAGAGAAGCUGGUGAAGGACUCCUUUGCUCACCACAGCCAGCUGGCCCUGAAGGCCCACAGGGAGAAGACGUCCAAGCAGGAGAAGGAGAGGCAGGAGAAGGAGGAGAGAACGGCAAAGCUGGCAGAGGAGGCCAAGAGGAAGAAGACGGCUGGCCAGGGGGAGGAGCCGAAGAUCAUGGAGCUGACAGACGAGGAGGCAGAGAGGCUGCAGACAGAGCUUGAUCAGAAGAAACUGGAGGAAAAGACAAAGGACCUUCCAAAGGACAGCCCGGAGAUAUCAGCGGCAAAGGCAGAGAAAGGGUCUGACUCAGAGGGUGAAGACGAUGAGAAGGACAAGGGGAAGCUGAAGCCUAACUCUGGGAAUGGGGCUGACCUGCCUGACUACAGAUGGACACAGUCCCUGUCGGAAGUGGAUCUGCUGGUGCCGUUCGAUGUGAACUUCCGGCUGAAGGGGAAGGACGUGGUGGUGGAGGUGCAGAGGCGGACCCUGAAGGUGGGGCUGAAGGGGCGCCCGCCCGUCAUCGACGGGCAGCUGCACAGCGAGGUGAAGGUGGAGGAGAGCAACUGGCUCAUCGAGGACGGCAAGGUGGUCACCAUCCACCUGGAGAAGAUAAACAAAAUGGAGUGGUGGAACAAGGUUAUGACCACGGAUCCUGAAAUUAACACAAAGAAAAUCUGUCCGGAGAACUCCAAGCUGUCGGACCUGGACGGAGAGACGCGCAGUAUGGUGGAGAAGAUGAUGUACGAUCAGAGGCAGAAGUCCAUGGGUCUGCCAACCUCUGAGGAGCAGAAGAAACAGGACAUCCUUAAGAAGUUCAUGUCCCAGCACCCAGAAAUGGACUUUUCCAAAGCCAAGUUCAGCUGAGCGGUUGGGGUAGUCUGGACCCCCGCAGAGCCCUGUCUCCUGCAGAACCACACGCAUGGAUCCCAGCGCCCGUGCAACACUGUUAUUCUCCCUGUUUGGGCGGCUGGAACUAAGAUGGUUUAUCGUUUUGUUGUUGAUUGUGGCAGGAGAUUAUUCGCUGUUAGGACUCUCUCUGCAUUUAUUGCAUCUGUCCAUGAGUUGAUAUUUAAAAAAUAUAGUAAAUAAAUGUUCAGAAUUUUUUUAAAUAAACAAAUUCAAACCUU
This is a messenger RNA of Conger conger (European conger), 1388 nucleotides long. It is a transcript of the gene nudc, whose product is annotated as nudC nuclear distribution protein. Lineage: Eukaryota; Metazoa; Chordata; Actinopteri; Anguilliformes; Congridae. Bases 115 to 1125 code for a protein of 336 amino acids. The transcript is spliced from 9 exons. Gene Ontology annotation, biological process: protein folding. Gene Ontology annotation, cellular component: cytoplasm. The record is from RefSeq and is a predicted model, not a curated record.